Molecule: messenger RNA, 441 nt
Organism: Notodromas monacha
Lineage: Eukaryota; Metazoa; Arthropoda; Ostracoda; Podocopida; Cyprididae
Source: the annotation of a GenBank genome assembly
AUGACGGCUGGGGCGUGUUACCGCAUUUGCGUGAAUGUAGGCUGGACCGAAAGAAAUGGAUCUUUGAACCGCAGUUCGAGCUUCAAUUCGAGCGGAAGAGGAAGCGGUGGAAGUGGCUGCGAUGGCGAAGAGCCUUAUUCCGACGUCUCGCUUGAAGAGGACGUCAUAGAUCUCAAUCACAAGGUCUCUUUGCCGCUCUGUUUCGAUGACAACGAACGAUUUCGUAUUCUAGUAAAUUUGCUGCAGGAGCAGAUCUCUGCGUUGGCCGACAACCAGAAUACAACUGACGAUCGGUACCAGAAGGUCAAGCAUGAGAACUCGACACUGAACUCCAGAAUCCAGAUGCUGGAGGAACAAUUGAGAGAGCUUGAGAUGCGAGGGGAAGACCAGUUGGUGAGCGAGCAGAAACGAUGCCGUGAGCUGGUCGCGAGAAUCGAGCGC